This is a messenger RNA of Ctenopharyngodon idella (grass carp), 3256 nucleotides long. RefSeq lists its product as uncharacterized. Lineage: Eukaryota; Metazoa; Chordata; Actinopteri; Cypriniformes; Xenocyprididae. The coding region runs from base 260 to 520 and encodes 86 amino acids. The record is from RefSeq and is a predicted model, not a curated record. The transcript is spliced from 3 exons.
AAGAGAGAGAGAGAGAGAGAGAGUGGACGAGUGAGAGUGAGUGUAUGAGAGGAACACAGAGAGUCUCUCGCAGCCACAACAUUGGUGUUUUCUCUCUUUGUCCUGCUCUCUCCACGUCGACUCGUUCAAGAUUUCUGUCUUCAACUAUGGAUCUGUAAGGAUGAACUCUGUGGACGUCUGGAGUCAGGAAACCUGCUGUGAAAAUCCCAUGAGGAGCUGAAGAAAUACUUCAUCCAGGAAUUAAACACACCAGAUCAUCAUGGAUCUUUCUUUUAUGGCUGCGCAGCUUCCAAUGAUGAGCGGCGCUUUCAUGGACGCGUCACCCAUGGACGACUGCAGCACAGAGCACUCGCUCUUCAACUCGUCCGCCAGUGUGAACGCAGCGCCCCCUGCCUCAGCACCGGCACAACAGGAGGAACAGCAGCACAUGUCCAGCGAUGCCGUCUGGCUGUGGAUAGCCAUCAUCGCCACCAUCGGGAACAUCGUGGUGGUUGGAGUCGUUUAUGCAUUUACUUUCUAAGGACAGAAGGAUCAAUAGAAGACUUAUGAAUCCAGAAACGAUGCACAGAUGAUUAUGUUUGUAUCAGCGGCGUCUGAUGGACCUCAGCUGGAUGAAAUAUUAACCUGAUACCCUCAUUAUGAGCCCAUAUGAAUAUGAUGUUUUCCUUUUUAACAAGCUCUAUUUAUACACAAUAGUGGAAGCUGGAUCAAUCUAGAGUCAUUCAUAAGCUCUCAUAUUCGUCAGCUGUCACUCAAAUGACAUGAUAUCACAUACAUGAUGGAUAAUUUAGAUUAACGUAAAUUGCAAACCUCCCAGGAUGCAUCUGUGUUGACAGCUCUAAUAAAGUACCAGAUUUUAUCAGUAUGGAUCAAAUCACUGCAAAUCUGGUCAGCAAGUUCCUGUGCGUAAAAUAACUGAUUUUAACAUCUAAAACCAUUUAAAUGGUCUGUUGUCCUUCCACUUUUAGCUUCUAUAAUCUAAAACCUCUCAUAUUAUCAGAUUGAUGAUAAUGGCAGUGAUUGAUUUGCAUAUUGCAACAUUUUUACGUCUAAAACUUCUACUACAAAUAGUAGUGAAAAAAGAAACACCUGAAGAAAAAACUCUGAAUGUGUCCAUGAUCGUAGCUCUGGGUUCAUACAGCAGCACCUCAUGACGAGAUGAUUCAUUAAAGCUGUCUGUUUUUGUGCUGAUGUAAGAGUUUCAUGUGCUGAUGCUACACAUUCAUUUCAGUCCGUCGGGUUUAAUUAUCCAGAAAAAUAAAGGAAAACCUCAUGAAACAAUACAUGAAAUCUAACAGCCAAAACACACAUAAUCAGCUGAUUGAAGGAAUGAACAUCUCAAAUAAAUUAAGAGAGAGAAUUUAAAAAAAAAAAAACACACACACACACACAAAUGUCUAUUUCAUGUGAUGAUGCCUAUUAUAAUCGCCUUUGGUCAAGCUUUUGAAAGAAACAAAGGAGAGGUUAGGGUUUCUUACAAAGAGGCAGAAGUAGGUAAGUAAGUAGGUAAAUAAAUCAGUAAAAAUUAACAAUCAUAUUUAUAAGUAACUGUAUUUUACUGAUCACAGACAAGAUCUGUGCCUUCCAACACUAAAUGUCAUCCAGCAGGGGGCGCUGAUGCUUAAAGAAUUAACUUUAACCAAUAUAACCUGAAUGACUGAUGAAAUUAAAGUUCAUGGCGACCAUGUCUAUUAAGCCCUAAAAAGGACAAAAACACCAUAUAAGUAUCAUAUUGUUGCAACUCCUCUCUUCCCAGUCUGACUAGGAUACAAUCUAAAAAACACUGCUUAACUGUUUCGAUGUAUGUCACAAUAAGAGCAUUGUCAUGUUCAUCCUUUCAUGUCACUCUAACAGAAAAAGCACAUUAUCUCUCUCUUUAACUCUUUGUCAAACAUUUAUUGACAUAAUCAAAAGAUUUUUAGUGCUUUGAUGCAUUUGCAUCACUAAGUGCAGGUUUAUGAGCAAUUAAACAGGUUAAAGUACAAAAUAGAUGCAGAUAUAGUGCAUGUAGCUUACACAGCUAUGGAUGUGUAUGUCUGAUAGUGUUAUUACUUAUAAAAAAUCAUUGAAACAAAUCUCUGAAGUUCAUAAUGUGAAACUGAAUGCACGUCUGUUCAUGUAUUCAGUGUUUGUCAUAAAAAAAUUGUUACUGUGUAUUUUUAUUUAGGUGUAAAUUAUUGUCCAUACAAGAUAUUGGUUUUCUUCAUUAGAUUUGAUUUAGUCCACUUUCCAUUCUCUAUUGGGUAAGCACAUAAAAAGCCAGUAAAUAAAUUUAAUUAAAUAAUAAGUUUAAGACAUUAUCCAUGACUGUAUAGAAUCUGUCAAGUUGGCUUUGAUUCUAUUGGACAAAAGUCACAUUGAUCAGGAUAUGACAUUUUCCUGUGCCCCCUCUAAUACAGCAAAGUUGGUACAUUCUCACUUCUUUUAGAAUUCCUAUAAAAUCAAUUUAACUUCCUGUUUGUCACCACUCUCACAACGCACCAGGUACCAAACAUUUCAAGUCAUUUUAAUUCAUUUUUAUUUAGGUGUAAAUUAUUGUCCAUACCAGAUAUUAGUAUUCUUUAUUAGAUUUGAUAUUAUAUAUUUGAUUAGAUUUAAUAUAUGAUUUAGGACAUUAUAUAUGAUUGUAUAGAAUCUGUCAAGAUGGCUUUGAGAAAUGAAAAAGCAAUAUUUUGUUGUUCGGCGGUAAAGAUCCUCCUAAGGUUUGUUUAAGUUUAUUUAUUCCAUUAUUUAAUCAUUGUUUAAAUUGUUCUUUUUCUUGGGUGUGUUAUAAAUGAACUAAUGUUGACGUUAUGUUCCUGAUGUUCAUUGCUGAUGCGAUAGAGGUAGGUUUGAAAAAAAAUACAGUACUGGAUUUAUAUUUAUGUAUUGUUUAAUUUGAUUUUGCAUGUGUUAAUAUGGAUUUUAAUUGACUACCGGAAUGCCAGUAUAUUUUCAGAUGCUUUAAUCUCUUUUAGUGACAUUGACUUUUCUAUUAAUACAGAAAUAAUAACAGAAACAGAACAAUGAAAAUGUGUGAAAAAGAAUCCAGAUAGAUAGUUAAAUAUUCAAAGGCUGUAUAUACAGUCAUGUGAAAAAGAACGUGCACCCUUUUAAAUUCUCAUUGAAGAUGAACAAAUGUCUUACGGGUUUGUAACAACAUGAGGGCAAGUACUUAAUGACAGAAAUUUCAUUUUUGGGUGAACUAACCCUUUAUGCCAAAUAACUAAGCCCAUGCAUUGACUCCGUACAAUGACAAAUAAAGAUAUUAAAACUA